Opisthorchis viverrini is the source of this 4228-nucleotide messenger RNA. RefSeq lists its product as hypothetical. Gene Ontology annotation, molecular function: ATP binding; P-type calcium transporter activity; ATP hydrolysis activity. Bases 213 to 3215 code for a protein of 1000 amino acids. The record is from RefSeq and is a predicted model, not a curated record. Lineage: Eukaryota; Metazoa; Platyhelminthes; Trematoda; Opisthorchiida; Opisthorchiidae. Gene Ontology annotation, biological process: intracellular calcium ion homeostasis; calcium ion transmembrane transport. Gene Ontology annotation, cellular component: membrane. The transcript has 18 exons.
GAAAGAAGUGCUACAUAUUGGAUCACGCGGGUGUACUAUCUCUCUCCGUUUUGUACUACACUGGUACGCGGACAGAUUUACCAACGAAGUUGAAAGCCUAUAUUUGUGACCAACAGUUUAUUCCGGUCGGCCUAAGUAGAAGAACUAACAUCCAGAGACCUGUUUAACGUUCAUCGAAAACCUGGGAACGGGUCUCAUUGUCCUGGGAAAGCAUGGAGAAUGCAUUUAGUAAGGAAAUAAAGGAAGUGUUGGCCCACUUCGAUGUGGAUGAAGAAACGGGAUUGAGUGACGACCAAGUCAAAAAGUCGGAAGCCAAAUAUGGCCCAAAUGAGCUCCCAGCUGAGGAAGCUAAGGCCCUGUGGGAACUGGUUCUGGAACAGUUUGACGACCUUCUUGUCAAGAUUCUGCUUCUAGCAGCCAUAAUUUCCUUCGUGCUCGCCUUAUUCGAAGAAUCAGAAGAAACGAUCAGUGCGUUUGUUGAACCUUUCGUCAUUUUACUCAUCCUCAUCGCCAAUGCCGUAAUUGGUGUGUGGCAGGAACGAAACGCUGAAUCGGCUAUUGAAGCCUUAAAAGAGUACGAACCGGAAAUUGCCAAAGUCUUUCGAAAAAACCAUCACGGCAUUCAAAGAAUCAAGGCACGUGAACUGGUCCCUGGUGAUAUUGUUGAGGUCUCCGUUGGCGACAAAGUACCAGCUGAUAUGCGCAUCACUAAAAUCAUGAGUACCACCUUACGAGUGGAUCAGUCCAUCCUGACCGGUGAAUCUGUGUCUGUGAUCAAGUUCACGGAAGCCGUACCUGACCCAAGGGCUGUGAAUCAAGAUAAGAAGAACAUGCUAUUCAGUGGCACUAAUAUUGCAGCCGGUAAGGCACGUGGCGUCGUUGUCUGCACAGGUCUAAUGACUGAAAUCGAUGAUGGACACCGAACAGGACAAGACACCAUUGCAGCAAAAGCUGGACGAAUUUGGCCAACAGUCAUUUCAAUCAUUUGCGUCGCUGUAUGGGCCAUUAACAUUGGGCAUUUCAAUGACCCCGCUCAUGGCGGAUCAUGGCUCAAAGGCGCCAUCUACUACUUCAAGAUCGCUGUCGCUCUGGCUGUAGCUGCUAUCCCAGAGGGUCUACCGGCCGUCAUUACUACUUGUCUGGCCUUGGGUACACGUCGGAUGGCGGCGAAAAAUGCCAUUGUUCGUUCCCUUCCAUCUGUCGAAACACUGGGUUGCACUAGCGUCAUCUGUUCGGAUAAGACUGGCACACUGACAACAAAUCAAAUGAGCGUUUGCCGAAUGUUCAUCUUCUCCAAGACAGAUGACCGCGCUCCCGAAGUACAUCAUUUUGAAAUUACUGGAUCCAAGUACGCCCCGGAAGGCGAAGUUUUCCUGAAUGGCCAACGUGUCGAAUCUGGGGAAUAUGAUGGUCUAAUCGAAAUCGCUAACAUUUGUGCAAUGUGCAACGAUUCCGCAAUCGAUUACAACGACAGCAAGCAUGUGUAUGAGAAGGUUGGUGAAGCCACAGAGACUGCUUUGUGCUGCUUAGUGGAGAAGAUGAAUGUGUACAAAACGCCCAAGUCUGGCCUGUCGAAAAAGGAUUUGAGCAUGGUCUGCAAUCACCAGAUCCAAAAUUUGUGGACCAAAGAGUUCACCCUAGAAUUCUCCCGUGACCGCAAGUCUAUGUCAGUCUACUUGUUGCCCAAACCAAAUUCGGCCUCAAAGAUCCCCAACACCGGCUCUGAAACUGGCCCACGAAUGUUCGUGAAGGGAGCUCCAGAAGGAGUGCUGGAUCGCUGCGCAUUCGUUCGUGUAGAAGGCAAAAAGGUUCCAAUGACCCCAACGCUGAAAGCAGAAAUAGUUAAGCAUGUCGCUGCCUAUGGAACAGGCAGAGAUACUCUACGUUGUUUGGCCCUCGCUACUUCUGACAGCCCACCAGCCAAGGGCCAAAUGAACCUCGAAGACUCCUCCAAGUUUGUCAACUACGAACAAAACCUAACUUUCGUCGGUGUCGUGGGCAUGUUGGAUCCACCUCGUAUGGAAGUACUGGACAGUGUCAUCAAGUGCCGAAAAUCUGGCAUCCGGGUCAUCAUGAUCACUGGUGACAACAAGGCGACUGCUGAAGCCAUUUGCCGGCGUAUUGGAAUCUUCGGUGAAGAUGAACCAACGAGCGGGAAAUCAUUCACUGGCAGAGAAUUCGAUUCACUUCCGAUUGAAGAGCAACGAGAGGCAUGCAGACGUGCUCGACUAUUUGCACGUGUAGAGCCAGCACACAAGAGCAAGAUUGUGGAGUUCUUGCAAGAGGAUGGAGAAGUAUCCGCCAUGACCGGUGAUGGUGUGAACGAUGCUCCUGCACUGAAGAAGGCGGAAAUCGGUAUUGCCAUGGGUAGCGGGACGGCCGUGGCAAAGUCUGCUGCCGACAUGGUCUUGGCUGACGACAACUUCCGCUCCAUUGUACUUGCCGUAGAGGAGGGUCGCGCCAUCUACAACAACAUGAAACAGUUCAUUCGAUAUCUGAUCUCGUCCAACAUUGGCGAGGUUGUCAGUAUUUUCCUUACUGCGGCGCUCGGUCUUCCGGAGGCACUCAUUCCUGUCCAGCUACUUUGGGUCAACUUGGUCACAGAUGGUCUUCCAGCGACAGCACUCGGUUUCAACCCACCUGAUUUGGAUAUCAUGAAUCGACCUCCACGCAACAUCAAGGAUCCUCUUAUUUCUGGCUGGCUCUUCUUCCGUUACUUGGCUGUCGGAGGCUAUGUCGGAUGCGCUACUGUUGGCGCCGCCGCAUGGUGGUUCACACUGUAUCCUAAAGGUCCUCAACUCAACUACUAUCAACUGACACAUCAGUCUCAAUGUCUUGCUCAGGAGUCACGUUUUGAGGGAAUCGAUUGCGCCAUAUUUACGCAUCCGAAACCCAUGACUAUGGCUCUUUCAGUGCUCGUUCUGAUCGAGAUGCUGAACGCAAUGAACAGCUUAUCUGAAAACCAGUCUCUCUUCGUGAUGCCUCCGUGGGUGAACCCCUGGUUGAUGCUGGCCAUGGUGCUCAGUAUGUCAUUGCACUUCCUCAUUCUUGAGGUCGAUUUCCUCUCGAAAGUCUUUCAAAUUACACCUUUAACACUGGAAGAGUGGUUCAUGGUGAUCAAGAUCUCACUGCCUGUCUUACUCAUUGAUGAGACACUGAAGCUGAUCGCCAGGAAAUUCACUGAUGUUCCGGUGAUGCGAGAGGAGGUCAAGUAAAGCAGGAGUACAAGUUUGAAUUAUAUACUUUAGUGUUACUCAUGGCCUGAUCACCGGCUUCUCUUUCUCCAAAGAGCCUAUUCGUAUAAAUAGAGAGUUUAAAAGUUUUGCUCCGUACAUACACACUUUGUACCCCCUCCCUUCACCUUCGGUCCCUCGUGUUCGCAGGUUGUCUCACUCCCCAUCGCAACAAUAAGAAUAGUGUCUUGGUUUUUUAAUUAUUAGCACCAGCCCCACAGUUCCGGUUGGUUCAUCCCAUAUUUCGUGCAUUUUCCCCAAAAUUCAAAACACUUCCUCUAUCCACUUUCACCCAUGAUCAUCCCCCUGCCCUUGGCCUGUGAAGGCAGCAGCAUUCAGUUUAGCUGUAUAGAGUAUUCUUGCCACAGACUGACGGAUCAUUUUACUGUUGGAGGUCAAACAUCUACUGCUGUCGGUCGAAAAAGUUUCCGCCUUGUAAUUUGCACCAAACUUGUUCUUCUGCCCAUAUUUCCUAAGGCCGGGAAUGAAGACGCUUCUAGAUUAAUCUACUGUUGUGUUACUGAGCAAGAACAGGGUUGUUUUUUCUUCCAAUAUCAGCUUUCUUCUCCCUGCUGUGAGAUCAUGGUUUCUGUCAGUACACGGUUGUAAGAGACGGAGUUGUGCUGAAAACAAUCGAGCUCCAUUGACUUGUCUGGCUGCCGUUCACCGUCCUCUCUUCCAACACUCACUCGUAAUAAACGUUGCUCAUAACACCACCGUGUCGUGUGUGUGAACAAUAUUUUCUGUACGUCGACACAACACAAGCAUCCAUUCUGUCACACUCAGCUCACAAUACCCGUUAGAAGAGUUGAACUACUCCGUACAAAAACUUCACUCCAAGCCAUGGAUAAACAAUGGCGCCGGACAAAAUUUACUCUCACAAACAAAUACUUUCCUCAUUUCGAAAUCUAGUGGGUAGAAUUUCCAUUUUCCUUUUCUCCGAUUGGUUGCAGAGAUCUUCCCAAUUCGGAUUAAAUAAAAACCCUAUCGUGAAC